CGAUAAGUUCAGUCAAAUGAACAAUGGAAAAAAAAAACUACGCUGAAAAUAACAGUACUUAUGAAGGAAUUAACAUAGGACAGGUGUUAUAGUGAGACCUAACAAGGAUUCGAGAAAAAAACUGUCAUCAAUUAUGUAAAAGCGAUAAACGCAGCCAAACAGGAACAAUACCAUUCAAUUAAUUAAGCGAAUGAACAGUAAAAGGUGAAUUUUAUCUAAAAAUACCGCCAAACCUUAGUUGGCAUAAAAUUUAGCAAAUGGAUUCCUAUGAAAUGGGAAAAUCUGGGAGUGGAUCCUACAAAAAAGAUGGACUGAGUAGAAAUGCGAUAUUUGCAAUUGUUGCCGCUGUCAGUGUUUCGAUAGCCGUAGGAUUGGGUGUUGGACUCGGUGUCGGACUCAACAAGGACCCGGUCAUCGAAUAUGUAUAUGUCACGUCGACUCCAAAGCAACCUCCUAAAGAAUCCACUACAGUUACAACCACCACGGAAGCCCCACCAUCAGGUGGAGUUUGGGAAAACUUUCGUCUUCCGGCGAAUAUCAUUCCAUCACAUUAUCGACUGUCUCUUCACCCGAACAUGACAACGGAUGACUAUACGGGAACAAAUGCAAUUACUUUCACUGCUACAGAGACAACGGAUGUAGUGAUCUUUCACGCCCACAGAACCUUGAACAUAACUUCAGUUCAGAUUCAGAAAGACAACGCAGGCACAUUGGAAGAUAUUGAGAUUAAAAGAGAGUUCCGGUAUCCGGACAACGAAUUUUAUGUUGUGCAAACUGUAGACAACAUGGCUGCAGGUGAAUACAUACUGACAAUAGGAUUCAACAACAGUCUUAUUGAAUCAAUUGUAGGAAUCUAUAAAUCAACGUACACGGAUCCAGACGGCACAGUCAAAGGCAUUGUGGGAUCAGACAUGGAACCUGUCGACGCCAGACGAGGUUACCCGUGCUUCGAUGAGCCAGCUUUGAAGAUCACUUAUACCACGAGCAUCGUUCACGAAGCCCACCAUACGGCGCUAUCUAACAUGCCAGAUGUUGAAACCACAGAUUACGAAGGAGGGUUGAAAGAAACUUUGUUCCAGAAAUCUGUCCCGAUGCCAACCUAUCUCGGAUGCUUUAUUGUGGGCGAGAUUGUGUCGAUUGAAGCAACGAGUAAAAGGGGAAUUCCAUUAAAAAUCUACGGCACGAAGGCUCAGAUUGACGCUGGACAAGCUGAUUACGCGUUGAAUGUCACAAAAGUUGCUUUUGAUUAUUUUGAAGAAUUAUUCAUGAUGAACUAUUCAUUGCCUAAAUUGGAUCAAAUUGCGAUUCCUAACUUCGGAACGGGGGCCAUGGAGAACUGGGGCCUUGUCACAUACCGGGAGACAAAUCUUCUAUGGGACCAGAAAGAGUCCUCGACCUACUAUAAACAAAGAGUUGCUGCUGUAAUCUCUCAUGAACUUGUGCAUCAGUGGUUUGGCAACAUUGUCACGAUGAAAUGGUGGGACAACAUAUGGCUGAAUGAAGGAUUCGCAUCUUACCUAGAAUACUUAGGAGAGAAUGUUGCUGAGCCUACAUGGGGAAUUCUGGACCACUUGGUCAACGACGAUUUGCAGUCAGUAAUGCGUUCGGAUUCCUCACUCGCGUCUCACCCUAUUGUUGUUGACGUCAACACCCCUUCUCAGAUCACCUCAGUCUUUGACAGUGUCACAUAUUCGAAGGGUGCCACCGUUUUAUACAUGUUACAUGGCAUCUUAGGAGACGAUUUAUUCUUCGGAGGAAUUAACAAAUAUCUCAACGAUUUCCGUUUCAGCAACGCGAAUGAGCAAGACCUGUGGAACUCUCUUCAAACGUACAUUGAUCCAAACGGUGGGGGAUAUGACGUGAAAGGGAUGAUGGACCCGUGGGUUCAGCAGAUGGGCUUUCCUGUCAUCACAGUUGGAGCCGCAAGUGGGAAUGUGGCUCAAGCAAAACAAGAACACAUGCUGGCCGAUGCCAAUCCUGAUCUAUCUAAGAGGCCUCCAUCCAUCUACGAUUAUAAAUGGAUGAUCAAGGUGGACUAUUUCAGAUCAGAUGAUACCACGGUGAAAGAGAUGUGGCUGAACCGCGUCGAUACAAGCAUUGAUUUGGACGUCUCAGGUCUGCCAUCUGACGGAUGGAUAAAAGUAAAUGUAAAGGAGAAAGGCUACUACCGAGUCAACUACAGUCCUGAUAUAUGGAGGAACAUUGCCGCACAGUUAGAAUCCAACUUUACAGUUUUCAGUGAUUUGGACCGAUCGAAUAUACUUGACGACGGCUUCAAUUUGGCACCAGCUGGACGGAUCGAGUAUGUGCAAGCUCUGAAUUUGACAACUUAUCUUGACGAAGAAAAAAGCUUCUUUCCCUGGGACGCCUUUGCGGAUGGAAGCUCCUACAUAAGAGUAAUGUUACAGGAUACCGAUGCUUAUCCAAAUUUUAAGAAAUACUACUUAUCAAAAGUGAAGCCUAUUGCCGACGAACUUGGAUGGGAUGCAACAGUGGGAACACAUAACCAAAAGAGAAUGCGACCAACGAUUCUUGCACUCGCACUGAGAUAUGAUGACGUUGACGCUUUGAACAACGCGACGGAUCUCUACACCAGAUGGCGAGCUGGAGAAUAUAUUCAUCCCGAUAUCCGUCAGCUUGUAUACAGGUAUGGAAUUACUGGCGGGGACGAAUCAGACUGGGAAUACAUGCUUGGAAAAUAUCUAGAGGAAACUGUCGCCGCUGAAAAAUUAAAUUUAUUACGUGGACUCGCGGCGACCGAAGACGUAGCUCUGAUUGACAGACUACUCGAAUACUCGAAGAACGAAUCCAUUAUCAAGCAACAAGAUUUCUUUACCUGCAUUAAUUAUAUCUCAUACGGUGUAAACGGGAAUGUGAUGGCCUGGAACUGGGUCCAACUCAACUGGGAAUAUUUGGUGGACAGAUUUGGCAUAGAAGACAGGAGUUUUGGUCGUAUGAUUCCGAACAUAGUUGAUGACUACAACACUGAACUCUUGUUAUGGGAGGUCGAAAGCUUCUUUGAACGGUAUCCGGAAGCUGGCGCUGGAGAGACAGGGCGCGCGAAUACCAUCCUACAAAUCAACCUCAAUAUUGCCUGGAUGGCAGCCCACGAGAGUUCAAUAAGCAACUGGCUUGCUGAACAGCUAGCCUAGAUAAAGCAGCCUCAAUGCGACAAAACAAAAAUCACUGAAUAAAUUGCCUGAUUCUUCAAUUUUUGAUGCAAAAAUACCGAUUAUAGGUUACUUGUUUGAUUAGAGC
Messenger RNA from Styela clava, 3258 nucleotides. RefSeq names its product aminopeptidase A-like. Gene Ontology annotation, cellular component: cytoplasm; membrane. NCBI's taxonomy places the organism in Eukaryota, Metazoa, Chordata, Ascidiacea, Stolidobranchia, Styelidae. Gene Ontology annotation, biological process: peptide catabolic process; proteolysis. The record is from RefSeq and is a predicted model, not a curated record. Gene Ontology annotation, molecular function: peptide binding; zinc ion binding; metalloaminopeptidase activity.